This is a messenger RNA of Hordeum vulgare subsp. vulgare (domesticated barley), 2292 nucleotides long. RefSeq names its product chitin-inducible gibberellin-responsive protein 2-like. Gene Ontology annotation, cellular component: nucleus. The record is from RefSeq and is a predicted model, not a curated record. Gene Ontology annotation, biological process: regulation of DNA-templated transcription. The transcript has 2 exons. NCBI's taxonomy places the organism in Eukaryota, Viridiplantae, Streptophyta, Magnoliopsida, Poales, Poaceae. Gene Ontology annotation, molecular function: DNA-binding transcription factor activity; sequence-specific DNA binding. Bases 315 to 1988 code for a protein of 557 amino acids.
CAACGGCCACCCGGAGGAUCCACUAGCUCUGCUGCCCAGCCCCCCCUACAGGAAACAGCAUCGCACUCCCCCCACCACAACCUCAGAGGCCACCAACACACACACGCACCUCUUCCCCUCUCCCUUCGCGAUCUCUCUUCUCGCCGUCGCCGCACGAAUCCUCCUCGCCUCGACUCCAGCUCAAGGGUCCGACGUACGUACGGCGAGCCACCGGCCGGAGCUACUGCGCAGAGAUUUUCGUUCCAUCUGGAUUUCUGGGCUAGAAGAAAGAUCCAUGCAGUGAUUAGCGUGUCAAGAAUCUCUACUGAACAAGUAUGGCCGAUACUCCGACUUCCCGGAUGAUCCACCCCUUCAGCAACAUGCAGAGGCAGAACCCGAAGCAGUUCCAGUUCCAGUACCCGGACAACCCACAGCAUCCCUGCCACCCUUACCAGCCAUCUCCAGACACCCACGUCGUGCCACAGCAUCACUACAGCCUCAAGUCUCACUCGUCAGAUGCUAGCUACGAGAACCAUGUUGCUCAGAUGAAGCACACUCUGGUGGACUCCUCGGCCGCGGCCGGCUGCAUGAGGCACGACUCGCCCUCCAGCCAUAGCUUCACUCCUCCGUCCAUCAGGAGCGGCAGUGGCAGCCCUUCGUCUCACGACGACAGCCACUCCGACUCCACGGACGGGUCUCCUGUCAGUGCUUCAUGCGUCACUGUGACGACCGAGGAUCCUAACGAUCUGAAGCAGAAGCUCAAGGACCUCGAGGCUGAGAUGCUUGGGCCAGACGCCGCUGAGAUAGUUAACAGCCUCGAGAGCUCGGUGGCGAAGCAGCUCUCGCUGGAGCCGGAGAAGUGGGCGCAGAUGAUGGACUUUCCCAGGGGCAACCUCAAGGAGCUGCUGCUUGCUUGUGCCAGAGCUGUGGAAGAGAAGAACAUGUACGCGGUCGACGUGAUGGUGCCGGAGCUGAGGAAGAUGGUUUCGGUCUCCGGUACGCCGCUCGAGAGGCUGGGAGCCUACAUGGUGGAAGGGCUCGUCGCCAGGCUCGCCUCCUCCGGCCACUCCAUCUACAAGGCCUUGAGGUGCAAGGAGCCCAAGAGCUCCGACCUGCUGUCCUACAUGCAUUUCCUGUACGAGGCCUGCCCCUACUUCAAGUUCGGCUACAUGUCGGCCAACGGCGCCAUCGCGGAGGCCGUCAAGGGGGAGGACAGGAUCCACAUAAUCGACUUCCAUAUCGCUCAAGGAGCUCAGUGGAUCUCCCUCCUCCAGGCCCUUGCGGCCAGGCCCGGCGGACCGCCGACCGUGAGGAUCACCGGCAUUGAUGACUCGGUGUCAGCCUACGCGCGAGGCGGCGGGCUGGACCUCGUUGGGAGGAGACUGUCGCACAUCGCCGGCCUCUGCAAGGUUCCCUUUGAGUUCCGCUCGGUCGCCAUGGCCGGCGAGGAGGUGGAGGAGGGGCACCUCGGGGUGGUCCCCGGGGAGGCACUGGCGGUGAACUUCACCCUGGAGCUGCACCACAUCCCGGACGAGACGGUGAGCACGGCGAACCACCGGGACCGGAUCCUGCGGCUGGUGAAGGGGCUGAGGCCCAAGGUGCUGACCCUGGUGGAGCAGGAGUCCAACACCAACACGGCCCCGUUCCCGCAGAGGUUCGCCGAGACGCUGGACUACUACACGGCCAUCUUCGAGUCCAUCGACCUCACGCUGCCCAGGGACGACAGGGAGCGGGUCAACAUGGAGCAGCACUGCCUGGCGAGGGAGGUGGUGAACCUGAUCGCGUGCGAGGGCGCGGAGCGGGUGGAGCGACACGAGGUGUUCGGCAAGUGGAAGGCGCGCCUCACCAUGGCCGGCUUCAGGCCCUCGCCGCUCAGCUCGCUGGUCAACGCCACCAUCAGCAAGCUGCUGCAGAGCUACUCCGACAACUACAAGCUCGCCGAGAGGGACGGGGCGCUCUACCUCGGCUGGAAGAAGAGGCCCCUCGUGGUCUCGUCCGCCUGGCACUAGCGCUGCGGUCGUCAUAUCAUGGCCAACUGCUUUGUGACCAUGCUUUUCGUAGGCGAAUCUAGAUGCAUGCUUAAUGCUUUGCUGGACUAUAGGGGUGUCCUGCUGAUGCUGUUGCUGCUGCUGCUGCUGUGGAGAAGAAUAGCUCCUGUAACCUGUUGUUGUAAUGCCGAACUUAGGUCUAAAAGCCUGAAUAUGGCUGAUGAGAUGUAGUGUAAGUUUUUACCGUAUAUGUUUCAGUUUUAUGUUUCAGUUUCAGACUUCUAAUCGUAAUCUUGUUGUCUAAUCAUAAUGUUAUUGCAUUUAA